Sesamum indicum (sesame) is the source of this 4357-nucleotide messenger RNA. RefSeq names its product Tetratricopeptide repeat (TPR)-like superfamily protein. Gene Ontology annotation, molecular function: protein binding; zinc ion binding; RNA binding. Lineage: Eukaryota; Viridiplantae; Streptophyta; Magnoliopsida; Lamiales; Pedaliaceae. The record is from RefSeq and is a predicted model, not a curated record. Gene Ontology annotation, biological process: RNA modification.
AAUUGAGUCAAUUGAGUCUGACUAUUGAAAUUUGAGCACUCUCUCUCGCGCGCGGCAGUGAGAAAAAAUUGCACACGUCCAGAACUUCAUCUUCACGUCCAUGAAUCCAUCGGCACGCGGCACGCGGCACACCUUCGCUCCGACUCCACCAUUAACAGAUUCUUGAAAAUUUCCACACUGUACAUACAUGAAUUGUGGGCAAUCCAAGUUCCCUCCACUCAGCAAUGUUGAUUUCCAUAAAUCGGAAAUCAGUGGUCUCACUGUCCCGUCGUGUUUUCUUCUCCACACUAAGCUCAAUGCAAGACUCAGACUUGGAAGAAAAGGGAGACUUGGAGCAAUUUUCCGGUGUAAUCCAUGAUAAAGACCUUCUCAGAAAAGCCUCAAAUGGUAAUCUCCUUGUUCUUGAUCUUAUUGAUCGAGGUGCAAUGGAACCUGACGCGAGAUUUUAUAUGGAGCUCUUCAAGAAGUGUACUGAUCAGGGCAGGCUCAAAGAGGGGCAAAUGGUUCAUAGCCAUUUUGUGAACUCGAGAUUUCAGCACUAUGUUGUUCUGCAGAACACUGUUCUGAAUAUGUACGCGAAAUGCGGCGAUAUGAAGAUGGCGCGUAAGGUGUUUGAUGGGAUGACUGAACGGGACAUGGUUUCUUAUACUAUGUUGAUCAGUGGGUAUUCGCAGAGCAAUGAGUUCAGGGAGGCGUUAGGGUUGUAUGUAGAAAUGCUUAGGACGGGCUUUCAGCCGAAUGAGUUUACUUUUGGAAGUGCUUUGAAGUCUGCUGGAGGUUUGCAGAGUGAUGCACUGGGGAGUGGGAUUCAUGGGGCUUGUCUGAAGUGUGGGUAUGAGGAGAAUGUGUAUGUUGGGAGUGCAUUGGUGGAUAUGUACACGAGAUGUAAGAAGAUGGCGAUGGCGAAGAUGAUAUUUGAUGAGUUGAAGAGUAAGAAUGAGGUUUCUUGGAAUGCUUUGGUUGCGGCAUAUGGGAGAGAUGGAGAGGGACACAAUGCAGUGAAGCUGUUCUCAGAUAUGAAACGCGGAGGUUUUGAACCGACCCAUUUCACAUAUUCUAGUAUUUUUGCAGCCUGUGCAAAUAGUGGAGCUUUGGAACAAGGGAAAUGGGUGCAUGCAGAUAUGGUGAAGUCGGGACUGAAGCUCAUUGCUUUUGUCGGUAACACUCUUCUUGAUAUGUAUGGUAAGGCAGGAAGCAUUGAGGAUGCAAAGAAGGUUUUCUAUCGAUUGGUGAAGAAAGACAUUGUUUCAUGGAACUCGAUGCUUACUGCUUAUGCACAGCAUGGACUUGGCCAGGAAGCUGUUGAUCUCUUUGAAGAAAUGCGUAGAGUCGGGUUUCAGCCAAAUGAGAUCACCUUCCUGUGUGUGCUCAAUGCUAGCAGCCAUGCUGGGCUUUUGGACAAAGGAUUAUAUUACUUUGAGCUGAUGAGGAAAUAUGAGUUAGAACCAGAUAUUACACAUUAUGUGACAAUUGUUGAUCUACUUGGUCGAGUUGGCCAACUUGAUCGUGCGCAGAGGUUCAUAAGAGAAAUGACCAUCCAACCUACAGCAGCUAUUUGGACAGCGUUGCUUGCAGCUUGUAGGAUGCAUAAGAAUAUGGAAUUGGGUGCUUAUGCUGCGGAGCGUGUUUUCGAACUUGACCCCCAUGAUUCUGGUCCCCACAUGCUACUCUGUAACAUCUAUGCUUCUGCCGGUAGAUUGAGAGAUGCUGCAAGAGUGAGAAGAAUGAUGAAUGAAAGUGGGGUUAAGAAAGAACCUGCUUGUAGUUGGGUGGAGAUUGAGAAUGCUAUUCACGUGUUUGUGGCAAAUGAUGAUACCCACCCACAAAGUGAGGAAAUUCGUAAAAUGUGGGAGAAGCUCAGAGAUGAAAUUAAGAAAAUUGGAUAUGUCCCGGAUACUAGCCACGUACUUUGGUUUCUGGACCAGCAAGAAAGAGAAGAGAGGUUGCAAUAUCACAGCGAGAAACUCGCACUUGCAUUUGCACUCCUUAAUACUCCACCUGGAACCCCCAUCACGAUAAAGAAAAACAUUAGAGUCUGUGGUGAUUGCCAUACUGCAUUUAAGUUUGUAUCUAAGUUGGUGAGUAGAGAAAUCAUCUUGAGAGACACCAACAGAUUCCAUCAUUUUCGUGGUGGUUCAUGCUCAUGCAGGGACUAUUGGUAGAGGCAGAAUAAGUUGCCAACUUCAUCUGGCUCAUGCCUCCUGCUUCUAUAUCUUGAAGAGACAGGAUCAUCAUUUUAUCUUGUGAGCACACAGCAACAGUGUGUUACAACCAACCAGUCAAAGGGUUUAGACUAUCAUUGAUAACAUCGGAUACCAACUUCACUCUACUUGCUUAUUGUUGUUAAGAAACCUUUAUGGUCGAGCAAGGUGGUAUGCGAUCAGUAGUGAAGAAGAGGUUGAGGGCUGAUGCCAAUCUUCCUUAGCAUGGCUUGUGCAAUUUAAGACCACUUGGUUUAAUCAAAAGUACAGAAACAUGCUGUUGUCAUGGGGAUGAAAGUAGGUGUUAAGGAAGUGGUUGCCCAACAGUUGAUAGAACUGAAAGUAAGUGGGCGAAUAGCUUCUUACGUGACAUUACCCAUUUGCAACUAGCAGUGUCUGGCAAUGGUAUUUGACAUAUCUAUUAGCAGAAUACCUCCCGUGGUUGCCAGUUUACAAGCUGAAUGUGUAGGGCAAUCCUUGAAAAAGAUGUCUUGGGAGUGUAGUAUGUCUACAAUAUCCCUCGCUGUUUAUUGUCUGAUAAUUGUAUGAUCGCUCCAGUUCCCGGUCCUUCUACUUUCGAGUGGUUGAGCUCUUUAUACUUUUUGCAUACACAAGCACGGGAAUUUUGGGACUGAUACAAUUCAGGUUCUUAGUACCUUGUAAAAGGCGUAGGAUGUGAUGCGAAUAACCUUCUUUUUUGAGAAUUGUGAGGGUCCUUAAGUACUGAACUAAUUUCUAGCUAUUUUGUUGUUGCCGAAGAUGUUAGAGCUAUGCAUGAUACUCAUCCGUUUCACCAUAUCACUCUUGCUUUGAGCCUCGAGGAUAGUUUGCUCAAGCAACAGCGUCAGAGAAUCAAUAUUGCUUAUGUCUAAAUUGAAAUAGGAAUUCUUGAUAAUAUAUUUGUCCCUAUCCAUUCUUUGCUGGUUUUACUAUUUUUAUUCGAACUUCCAAUUGUACCUAUUUAGGUCCCCAGUUUAUUUCUUUCUUACAUUUAUGCUAUCAGGCUCUCACUAGCAUACUGAAAGAAAAAUUAUUGAGUGAAGGCAGAAAGCAGUAUGUAAUUCCGGUGGGUGGAUCCAAUUCCUUGUGAACCUGAUAAAAUCUUGCAUUAUGUUCUAUAGGCUAUUUGUUGUUAACGUGUUAUUUAUAUUUUUUAUUUUAUUAACGGUUUAUAAAAUUGGCUUUUAUUAGCGACUUAAAAUGACAAGUGUGGUCAACUGAAGCUGUUUGGUUGUGAAAGGAGCAGUAAUUAGGCCUGCAGUUUCUGUACCGUCAUCUCUUCGCGCUUGGUCAGCAGUCACCACACAUAAGCCGAGUUCUGAUCUUUGCUAACUCUGCACAGGCCAACGGUCUUGGUUAUGCUAUGAAUACAGCAGAGGACCUUGUAUUUGUCAAGCAAAUCACUCAAUCUACUGGAGUCGUUCUUGACCCAGUCCACAGGUAUACACUUCUAUGGUUUUUGCAAAAAUGGCUCCUUGAUGCUGCAGGCUUGCUUUCCUUAUUGAUUUUCGGACAGAGAUUAGUAAAAAGAUGAAGAUGCUGUCCCUCUGAAUUUUAAAAUUCUUUAACGCCGGAAAAGCAGCUUACGGGAUGAUGAAGCACAUGGCUGAGAAUCCCGAAAAGUGGGAAGGACGAGAGGUUCUCUUCAUACACACUGGUGGACUCUUGGGCUUGUUCGACAAAACAGAAGAGAUGUCUUCAUUGGUGGGGAGCUGGCGGCUGGCGGAGAAUGGAUAUCCAGAGUCUGUACCCCGCAAAGAGGGCACUGGUAAAAUGUUCUGAACAUAUCGAGAUCAAACUUCUCCUGGCUAUUGAUUUUAUUACUCAUUCAAGAAACGAAGAAGCUCACGUCCCGAUUCUAUGAAAUCCUUUGCAUGAGGUCCAAGAAUAAAGGGAAGCCUCAGGCUUCAUGACAGUUUGUUCAACUGUAUGAAAUGUUUCCUCCCAGCAGUUUCUUGCACAUGUUGCUUUGGCAAUACCAUCAAAGUGUUCUAUCAUUCUUGUUCUGAGAAAUUAUAUUUUUGGUCUCUAUACAUAAGUACUUAUUUGCUUUUGGUUCCUAAUCUUCACACACAAUGGUAGGACAAAAUCUAAGAAUUUACAGGUAUUAGAGACCAAAACUGUGGCACUUGAACCUUAAGAACCAAAGGCGAAUA